Daldinia decipiens is the source of this 525-nucleotide messenger RNA. RefSeq lists its product as uncharacterized. The coding region runs from base 1 to 525 and encodes 174 amino acids. The transcript has 3 exons. NCBI's taxonomy places the organism in Eukaryota, Fungi, Ascomycota, Sordariomycetes, Xylariales, Hypoxylaceae. The record is from RefSeq and is a predicted model, not a curated record.
AUGUCAUCUGCAGCAGCCCCUCCCGUCCCAGCCGCCCCUAUUGCUCCUAUGGGAGCAGCCGGUCCAGCAGCCGGUCCAGCAGCCCCGGUUGUUCCAGCCGGUGGAGCCUUGCCUGCCGCCGUAGCACCGAUGGCGCCGGUGGCGCCGGUGGUUCCCGCCGGUGCUGGCCCUAUGCCUGCCGCCGUGGCUCCCGUUGCUCCCGCUGUUGCCCCUAUCGUGGCACCACUGCCCGGUAAUCUAGCUCAGUUACGUGCCAUUCCACCCCCAGUGGGGCAAUUCACCUGCCCAUUGUGCGGGUCCCACGCGGUGAACUGGACACGCCAUUUAACUAGGCACGUCAACGCGUGCGGAUGGCCCGGCUGUGGGCAAGCCGGCUUCAUGAAUAUGAGGCACGUGGCUCAGCACAUUGAUAAUGUGCAUGGUCAAGGAAAUAGGAUGUGCCCGUUCCAGGGAUGCACCAAGGGCCCCUUUACGAGACUUAGCGGCUACUACCAACACGUAGGCCUCCAUUGUCUCGGGCGCUGA